Messenger RNA from Lottia gigantea (owl limpet), 1737 nucleotides. RefSeq lists its product as hypothetical. The record is from RefSeq and is a predicted model, not a curated record. NCBI's taxonomy places the organism in Eukaryota, Metazoa, Mollusca, Gastropoda, Lottiidae. Bases 1 to 1737 code for a protein of 578 amino acids. The transcript has a single exon.
AUGUUUUGGAUUUUAAUAUUUUGUAUCCAAGCAGCUUUUGCUGUUGAUCAAAAUUUACUGGAUUCUUUCAAGACGGUGAAGGAGAAGUUUCAACAAGCUCAAGACGCCCUGGAUCAAUUUGAGAAGUUACUGCAACAAGAAACCGGAGUGAUACCAAAUAGUGAGAUAAAUGUGGAUAAUUAUGAAGAAUCGCCGAAUCUUGAAAAAGAGUAUAGAAUUCUAGAUACAAUGAACGCUUGGAAUCGAAUGUCAGCGUGGACAAAACCUGAGAGAUCUUCAGAUCAGUCAACCAAAGCAGCGAGUGAGGCAGUGGAAGAAGUUGACAGAAAACAACCAAAUAGUUAUAGAAAUAUUAAUAUUGGUAAAACAACAGUCAAGAUUUUUAAAGACACAAAAAAUAAUACAAUGGUUUUAAGUUUGAAAACUAGGACUGAUGCUGAAUUUCCUCUUUUUCAAAUGUUUGUUAAAGUUUAUUCAGCUUAUAUUAAAUUAUUACCAGGUAUGUGUGGUAAAGGAUUGUGUUUUGUGGCAGAGAAAAAUGAUGCCGUCUUCCUUCUGAUUUUAACUGUCGAUAUGAAGUCAGUCUCAGAUUUUUUGGAACUAUCAAUUCAUUUGAGUCAUUCAGAUUUGUUAUCAGUGCGUGUAGACAGUAUAGCGAGUCUUGAUAACGAUACUCUUUUGACCCAUCAUUUCCAAGAGUUUCAAGUUCAUUACGAAGAUGAUAAUCAAGUGAUAAUAGAUCCCCAGUACAGUCAUAUUAAUCUUAGAACCACAAUCAACCUGGGUUCGACUAAAGACGUGAACUCUUCUGAUAUACUAUCGUAUAAAUUUUUUGAGCCAGGAACACAUGAUAAGUCCCAUUUUAAGUAUUCUGGUUCUGACAAUUACACACUAGAAGAUGGGAAAUACCAAGCAGUAGCACGAUAUGAUCUAAAUCCUGACGAACCAAUGGAUGGUAUUAUCAACUUUGGUCAGCAGAUAAAAAUUGCCGAUCACAUAUAUCUAAAUAUCCGCAAGCGAUACACAGUUUUUCCAAAGGGACAAGAAGAUUCUACAUAUUUUUUGAACAAUGCCAUUGUGGGUCAGGCUCACAAACAGGGUGCUCUUCAAGCUAACUUACCGCAUGCAUUUCAUUUCGAGAUUUACGGGGCACCCACGGAUAUUUCAAUACGUAAAAAUUUGAAAACCAGAUUAUCUUAUGAUUUUCCGGGAUUUGAGUUCCUUAUUACCAGAUAUUUUAAAGGUCAAGUUAGUGUUGUGUUAACUUCGUAUAAUGUGACAGUUGAAGAUUCUGGUACUUAUGAAAUUAUUGCGAGUUUCGAAGGCGGAAGGUUUAUGAAAUAUAGUUUCGAAGUUAAUGUGGUGAAGCAAAAAAUCAGCAUUGACAGCUUCUGGAAAUCAGAAUUGCGUUCUACAAAUAAGAAUGGGAACAUGAACAUUUCUAUGGAGGUGACUUGUUCAGCUUCGGGAAAACCGUUGCCCACUGUAUACUUUAUGCAUCCUAUUGUCGAUGAGAACUCCCCGGAUUAUACUUUCAGGGAGAUCAAAUUAGAAAACAACGGAACUUUUGAAAUCAAGCCGUCUGAAGUUACUGAAGACUCUGUGACCAGGAAAAUGAUUGUCCACAAAUUACCAGAAUCAAUCUAUUUUUAUGAAAUUGGAUGUAAAGCUAUAAGUAAGAAACAAGAACGGUAUAAAAUGAUUAAUAUUUAUGAAUCUGAUUUUGAAAUAUAUUAA